AUGCAGAAGGUCCAAGUGCUUAGCGAGUCGGAGCGUCGGGCGCGACGGCUACAGACGCGGUUGGAACGGGCUGAGCUGACGGCACCGGAGCAGACGCAGGCGGGCAAGGCGCUCGACGACGAGCUGCACAAGCUGACGCAGAACGUGCGGCUGUUCUCGAUGCAGAUGGCGGAGGAACGAGCGCUGGAUGCUGCUAUCCGCGACGAUGCUGUCCGCCGCCGCCGUGAGGCGCGGCGCGUCCGGCGCGAGAAGGAUCGCAUGGCCAACACGGGCGCGGGCGGAGAAGAAAAAGCUCGCGCUGGGCGCGCGCUAGCCAAGGAGCGUGCUCGGCAGCGCGCUCGUGACGCCAAGGUCGCCAUCGGCCCACAUCCGCUCACCCGGCCCAUCUUGCGGACGCUUGCUGACCAGGACGCUAUUGGCCGCUCGGCUGCGCGCGCACGCUACGCGUCGGAUCAGGCUGCGUACGCGCUGUUUCUGCAGACCGAAGCCUGGCGGGCGCCGCGGCCGGACGAACAGGAAGAGGCCGCGGUGCUGGCGGCCAAGAUGAAGGAGGCCCACAUCACGUUUGAGCUCGACGAGGUCGUUGACGACAUCAAUCUUGUAGCGCCGAUCAAAGGCAUCGACUCGGAUGCGGUGCUCGACAUCCUCGACCUGCAGUCGUCGCGCGCGGCGCAGCGGCUGCUCCUUCGUCUGCCGACUGACGGCGGCAGCCCGCUGCGGUCGGGAUUGGACCCCGACCGCGGAUGGGAUGCACCGCUGCCGCCACCGCCGACCAUCCUGCCGCCUCUUACUGAUGAUGCGGAGCGCUGAGGUCAAUUGUCAUUUACUUGUCGCAUUCUCACUUGGAGCCGUGGAGUGAGUGGACGACCCCGCGGCGCGAGAGUCCCAUCCGGCGGCGGACGCCUCCACUGAGCAUCUUGAGGCCUCCAAGGCCCUUGCUCUCCCCAGACGGUAGCAGCGGCUUGGCACGUUUGCG
Messenger RNA from Thecamonas trahens ATCC 50062, 976 nucleotides. RefSeq lists its product as uncharacterized. NCBI's taxonomy places the organism in Eukaryota, Apusomonadida, Apusomonadidae. The record is from RefSeq and is a predicted model, not a curated record. The coding region runs from base 1 to 810 and encodes 269 amino acids. The transcript is spliced from 3 exons.